CAAGUUGCGCUGCAGAAUUGUGAGCUGAGGCCUGGCUAUUGCCGUGGAAGUCUAGUCUGCUGGUCCUGCAAGUUGACGCUAUGCAUCCAGACCUCGCGUCCUUGCCGACACUGCUGUGUAGUACUCUCAUGAUUCUGUGCUCUUCUGCACGGUCAGACUUGGCACCUUCUUUUAUUUCUGAACCGCUCUCUGCUGCCCAGAAACUUGGUGGACCUGUAGUGCUACAUUGUUCUGCUGAGCCUGUGACUGCUCAUAUCUCAUGGUUGCUUAAUGGAAAAAGACUGGAUAGAAACGUGGAACAAAUUAAGAUCCAUCAGGGGACUUUGACGGUUCCUUCUCUUAACCCCUCCCUUUUGGGUCACUACCAAUGCGUUGCCAAUAACAGCAUCGGCGCUGUUGUGAGCGCUCCUGCAACAGUCUCCAUUGCAGUUCUUGGUGAUUUUGGUUCGUCAACAAGGAACGUUGUUAUAGCAGAAGAAAAAAGUACUGGUUUCAUCAGCUGCAAGGUCCCAGAUAGUAACCCCAAAGCUGAGGUGCGCUAUAAAAUACGGGGGAAAUGGCUGAAACAUUCCACAGAUAAUUACUUAAUCCUUCCAUCAGGAAAUCUCCAGAUUUUGAAUGUAUCCUUAGAGGACAAGGGAUCAUAUAAAUGUGCAGUUUAUAAUCCUGUGACACAGGAAUUGAAAGUUGAACCCAUUGGCCAAAAGCUCCUUGUGAGUCGCUCUUCUUCGGAUGACCUGCACGUUCUUCACCCCACCCUCUCACAGGCACUAGCUGUGCUUUCUCAUAGCCCCGUGACCCUGGAGUGUGUAGUCAGGGGGGUCCCCGCUUCGCAGGUGUACUGGCUGAAGGAUGGCCAGGAUGCUGUGCUGGGAAGCAACUGGAGACGAUUGUAUUCUCAUCUUGCCACGGAUAGCAUUGACCCACUGGACUCCGGAAACUAUUCCUGUAUGGUGGGAAACAACAGAUCGGGAGACCUAAAGCAUGUAACUUACAUGGUGAAUGUUCUUGAACAUGCUUCAAUUUCCAAAGGACUGCAGGACCAAACGGUGUCUCUGGGUACCACAGUACAUUUCACCUGUGAUGUUCAUGGCAACCCAGCCCCCAACUGUACCUGGGUUCACAAUGCAGAGCCUGUUUAUCCUUCCCCACGACAUCAAACGGCAGGGAAUAAGCUGCAGAUCAGUGGAGUUACCUUGGAAGAUUCUGGGCUGUAUCAGUGUAUUGCAGAUAAUGGGAUUGGAUUUAUGCAAUCUACGGGGAGACUUGAAAUAAAAAAAGACAGUGGGUUCAAGCCAGUUAUACUUACAGCACCAGCAAGUUCAAAGGUGGUGGAUGGAGACAUUGUUACUUUGUCCUGCAAUGCCACUGGACUGCCUCUUCCAGUCAUUCGUUGGUACAAUAGCCACGGAUUGAUAAGCAGCCACCCAUCUCAAAUCCUUAGAUCCAAAUCCCAGAAAUCACAUGUAGUGAAACCUGAGGCCAUUAACCUGGAACCUGCUUACUUCGUCAUGUCCCGAGCUGGCUUAAGUUCUCUGUAUAUUCAGGCUGCCACUCAGAAGCAUUCUGGGAAAUACAUCUGUGAAGCUGUCAAUGAGCACGGUGCUGUGCAGUCGGAAGCAUUUAUCACAGUUGUUCCUUUGGAAACAGACCCAAAGGCAGAAACAGUGACACUGUCUGAUGCUACUCAGAGUGAUGAUGGAGGUAAAAGCGUUGGCUCAGACACUGGGUUAUUAAGCUCAUCUCCAUUGAAGUCACAUUCCAGCAGAGCCGAAUCGUCACCAGAGAAAAAUGCUAGUCGUACCUCUGUUCCCGAUGCCCCCGUUAUCCUGAGCCCGCCACAGACGCAUACGCCAGAUACCUACAACCUGCUCUGGAGGCCUGGCAAGGAUGGCGGGCUUCCAAUCAAUGCCUAUUUUGUGAAGUAUCGAAAGCUCGACGAUGCUGCGGGUGUGGUGGGAAGCUGGCACACAGUUCGAGUUCCAGGAAGCGAGAGUGAGCUCCAUUUAACAGAGCUGGAGCCGUCCAGUCUCUAUGAAGUUUUGAUGGUAGCAAGAAGUGCAGCCGGAGAAGGACAACCGGCCAUGCUAACCUUCAGAACUAGCAAAGCUAUGUUACAGGAUGUUUUUAAAAAACCAUUUCUAGAGAAGGCAGCCUCAACAAUGAACACCCAGGCAUCUGCUCCGCCCGUGGGAGUCCCUAAGCACCCUGCUGACUCGGAAACGGCAAGCAACAACUUUGGAGUGGUGCUUACAGACUCCUCUCGACAUAGUGGAGUGCCAGAGGCCCCCGACCGGCCCACCAUCUCCUCGGCAUCAGAAACCUCGGUAUACGUCACUUGGAUUCCUCGGGCAAAUGGGGGCUCACCUAUCACCGCCUUUAAGGUGGAGUAUAAACGGGUACGGAGUAGUGACUGGCUCGUGGCUGCUGAAGAUAUCCCACCUUCCAAGCUUUCUGUUGAAGUUCGUAGUUUAGAGCGAGGUUCAACAUACAAAUUUAGGGUCAUUGCCAUCAACCAUCAUGGUGAGAGUUUUCGGAGCUCGGCUUCUCGACCUUACCAAGUAGCUGGGUUCUCCAAUCGCUUUUCCAACCGUCCAAUAGCUGGGCCUCACAUUGCAUACACAGAAGCGGUCAGUGAUACUGAGAUCAUGUUGAAGUGGACGUACAUUCCAUCCAGUAACAAUAACACUCCCAUUCAAGGAUUUUAUAUCUAUUACCGGCCAACAGAUAGUGACAAUGACAGUGAUUACAAGAGGGAUGUUGUUGAAGGUUCAAAGCAGUGGCACAUGAUUGGCCGCCUGCAGCCAGAAACCUCCUAUGAUAUUAAAAUGCAGUGCUUCAAUGAAGGCGGAGAGAGCGAGUUUAGUAAUGUGAUGAUCUGUGAAACCAAAGUGAAACGCGUUCCCGGAGCAUCUGAGUACCCUGUCCAAGACUUGAGCACCCCUCCAAAUUCCUCAGGAAGUGGAGGCAACGUGGGUCCUGCAACAAGCCCUGCCAGAAGCAGCAAUAUGUUAUACCUGAUUGUUGGCUGUGUGCUAGGCGUCAUGGUGCUCAUUCUUAUGGCUUUCAUUGCAAUGUGUCUGUGGAAAAACCGCCAGCAGAGUACCACACGGAAAUAUGACCCACCAGGCUAUCUCUACCACGGAUCAGAUAUUAACGGGCAGAUGGUGGAAUACUCCACCCUGGCUGGCACAAACCGGAUCAAUGGCAACGUUCACGGGAGCUUCGUAAGGAAUGGUAGUCUCGGCAACGGCUGCUCACAUUUUCACCACAAAGUCUCCAACAGCGUCAAUGGACUUAUGAACGGGAGCUUAAAUGGAGGCCUUUGCUCUGGGCACACAAACUCUCUGACCAGGACACACGUGGAUUUUGAACGUCCUCAUCACCUAAUGAAUGGCGGAGGAAUGUACAAAGCAGUACCUCAGACCGACCCACUGGAGUGCGUUAACUGUCGAAAUUGUUGGAACAACAAUAGAUGUUUCACCAAAACCAACAGCACUCUCAGCAGUAAUCCCCUUCCCGCGCUCCCAGGGGUUGCACCUUAUCCUCAGGAUGGGUUGGAAAUGAAGCCCCUCAGUCACAUGAAGAUGCCUGCAUGUCUGGCUUCCACGGUCCCUGAAUGUGGCCAGUUAGCUGAAGAGAGCGAGAGCAUCAAGGAGAAUGUAGCGCCAGGACCUGCCCAGCACACUUGCUGCCAGGACAGUCGACGUGCAACCAGCUCUGAUUGCACAGCAGAUAGAGCGGAGUCCAACAGAGGAGAUGGCUGUGUCCCUUCGGAACCAGAUAACACAGUUUUAAGUUGGAAUCCCUUAACGUUCCCACCUGUCUCAAAGGACUGUACUGAAAAGACGGCCUGGUCUCCUGGUGUUCCCUUGGAGAGCUCCUCAGGAGUACUUCAGCAGGCUCAGGAAACCUGAGGGUGUGCACGUGGCUGGUCCUGCUCCCCCGUGAAGCCAGUAACUGCACAAAAGUGGCCCAGGACGAACUGUGUGAAUGACACUAAUUCAAAUAAGGGCAGGGGGAGGGGGUGGGAAGGGACAUUAUUUAUUUUUUUGUAGUAGAAUAUCAUAUGAAUGUAUCUUAAAAUGUUUGCCUUUUAUGUAAUUUAUGCCUUAAAAUGGUCCUACUUUGUACCUUUCCUGUUCACCGCGAUUAGGAUACGUGGUGGUUCUGUGUAGUUUUCAGUCAUGUAGAGAGCAGCAGGUGCUCAGGUUUUCCAGAAACUCGCUGACGUAAGAGCUACUCACGCAAAGGAUUCCAGCUAUUGGCCUGUUCAGCUAGAGGAGAGUGCGUGGACACUGAAGUUUGCCGUCAGGCAAGGUUUUAGAUGGGAAGUGGUUUGUCAAUGUUGUGUUAGUGCACUGCCUGAAAACAGGUCUAGUGAACCACAGUUGUAACCUGAUGUUUAUAACAACAGAUCUGGCCUGUGUGUGUUCUACUUAACCUCGGUGUGCACCUGGGCACUGACUGAGCCCAGUUGUCUAGGCACUAUUCAAAGUCAGUAUUGUGAACAUGGCUGAGUGUCAGGUCUAGUUGGAUUAUUGCAGCAUUCAGAAAGAAAACCAAGGGCAAAGAGGACAAGUUCGUCCAACUACUUAAAUGGGACACUAGUUGAUAAGAUGGGCACCAGAGGCUCCUUUGGACUUUGCUUCUAAGAUUGGAGACAAAAUAAGAUCUUAAGAGUGGUACCUUGAGAAAGGUAGUCAUUAAAAAAAAUUGUUUUAAAGAGGGAGGAGUCCACGGGUUGCACCUGGCAGACGUGUUCUACUGGAUGGUGCUCACGAUGCCACAGGAGGUGCAAAUAGCCCUCUUCUAGCUUCCAACAUGGACAGUAGCCUGGAAGAUGUGUCAGAAAAGAGGUAAUUUGGAGGGAAAGGAUAUGGGUGAUUUGAAAUAUCCUAACAUUUUUUCAGACUGUCUUUAUUGCCGGUAGACACCUGAAGCCUGAUUUAGCAGAGGUCCUAAGUCAUGACCAUUCCUGUGGUCUCUGACCAACAAAGAUAUUUAGCUGCCUUUGAAUGACUUUUUCCUGCCACAUUUAGAGAAAAAAUCAUGAUGUUUGAAUAGCUUGAUCCAAACCUUAAUGAUCACCCGCAACUUUGUGGAUUGUGCUCCUUUGGGGAAACAAACAGAAACUGGUUUCUCCAUAGUCAGACAGUUACAGCAUAAGUGAAAAAAAAGACACACACACAAACAUUUCUCAAAUCACAGGGCUUGGACUGGAAUAGCAUAUUAAUCAACUUUUAUAUAGGUGCAUCAGUAUUCCUUCCAUACGCCUGCCUAGUUGAUAAGCAGGACUGUUUGUGACCAUGAGUUGUUGAAGCUGGGCCGCUCUGCAAGAGUCUUCGUCCAGUGGAGUGGAGUGCGUGUCGUUUCCUGGAAGGAAGUCCGUCCAGUGGAGUGGAGUGCGUGUCGUUUCCUGGAAGGAAGUCCGCGCGGUUCGAGAAGGGCAGUCUGCCUUCCAGAUGUCUGUGCCUGUAGUGUACUGGAUCGGUGUUUCCUGUGGCAUGGAGGCGGUUAACUGUGUGCUUCACUUGCGUGACAAGCACAGGACAGAGUCUUAGUACACGGAAUGUGAAGACAGGCCCAGUGUUGCCAAACAAGUUACAACAAUGCUGUCACAGAGGACAUUUCUGAAAACUGCGGGGGAGCGGUGUUUGUGUGUAAAUGAUUGUAGAUAGUCAUUUUGAUUCAAGAAACUGAUGUAUUUGCAUGAGCCUUAGGUCAUAAACUGCUUUUAAAGGUGGAGUUUGAAUAUGAGAUUUGUCCAUGAGGAAGAGAAAAUGCCUUCUUUAUCUUUAGGACAACCUCAUCGUGGACUGCUUUAUUUAUAUUACUAGUAACGCUGUUUUAAGUGUUAUCUUUUUAUUGUAUGUUAUUUAUAAAAAUGCCUUUAUAUGUUGAAAUAUAUAAAUAUAUGUUCACACACAUAUGUGUGUAUGUAUACACACAUAUGCCAUAUUUAGGAGGUUUGUGUUCUCCAUAACAAUGAGUUGUUCUGAACUUUUGUACCCUGCACAGUCACCAAACACCGGGUCACUUACUGUCAUGUGAGCAGGAAAGAGUACAAUGUUGGGGAAGAUGAACUAACCUUGGCUGGGUGACUGCUGUGUCACUGAACUAGGUUCUGGUUAGCGCAUUUAAUUCUCACAAAGAAAUGGGCAGAGCGAGCAUUGUACUUCCCCAAGUCACGUACAUAAUGAGCCAUCGAGCCUGAAUUUGAACCCAACUGACCUGGAACCAUCACAUGCGCUCCUUCCACUUCCCCACGCAUUUCUCCACGGUUCUCAGAACAGUGUUGUUCACUCUUGGAUGGAACAAGUUCAGUUGUGCCCACUCCUACUGCAGGGCUCCAUGGGGCUCCAGCCUCACAGCCAGAGAAGCUACUCUCUGUUACACCCUGGCAGAGAGAGCAAUUUGCUUAUUACUUUGUCUUCUAAGACACAACAUUUCUCACCCUUGAUCCCUCCUCUCACUCGAGAACUUAAUCUUCAUUCUGUUCAGUGAUCACUCUUAAUGUUCCUUCUAGUCUUAAAAGCCUUUGUGGUUUUGUUUUGCUUUUUGGUCUUUUUGGUUGGAACAUUAAACUUUCCCUGCUUCUAUUUGAUCAUUUUACUCCCCCCACCCCACCCCAAUUUGGUUAUGCACUCAUUCUCUAAUGAAAGGUGCUGUUCAGGAUGCAAGCUAGGUUGCAAUGUUUAAAACCCUUUGGAGUAGUCUUUUUAACAAAAGCAUUUCUUUAUGGACUUUGUUUUUGUUGGACACAUAUAUGAACUUUGCAUCCAUAUGAGGCUAAGCAUGUCACCAAUCCCAUUUCAGCUGCAACACUGCCAAGAAUUUGAUCUUAUCAUUGAAUUUCACCUGUAUUGCUCUUUGAGAUGCAUGUUUUGUAUCAUAGAGAAAAAUAUGCUUUAUUUUCAUUAAGGGUUUAAUAUUGUGUUUGAAAAUGUACAUAUUUUAAAUGAUGUAGCUCUGACAGGUUUUAUUUGGUUGGUAAAGUUUUAUAUUAAAAGAGAACGCUGCUUUCAUCUAAAGAAGCAAGUGAAUACAGAGAUGCACAUAUACUCCUAUUUGUAUAAACUGCUUAUAGUUUGUGA
This is a messenger RNA of Echinops telfairi (small Madagascar hedgehog), 7097 nucleotides long. It is a transcript of the gene CDON, whose product is annotated as cell adhesion associated, oncogene regulated. The coding region runs from base 81 to 3917 and encodes 1278 amino acids. Gene Ontology annotation, molecular function: protein binding. Gene Ontology annotation, cellular component: axon; plasma membrane. NCBI's taxonomy places the organism in Eukaryota, Metazoa, Chordata, Mammalia, Afrosoricida, Tenrecidae. Gene Ontology annotation, biological process: nervous system development; cell-cell adhesion; axon guidance. The transcript has 20 exons. The record is from RefSeq and is a predicted model, not a curated record.